Prosopis cineraria is the source of this 1431-nucleotide messenger RNA. RefSeq names its product probable RNA-binding protein ARP1. Lineage: Eukaryota; Viridiplantae; Streptophyta; Magnoliopsida; Fabales; Fabaceae. Bases 471 to 1271 code for a protein of 266 amino acids. The record is from RefSeq and is a predicted model, not a curated record. The transcript has 5 exons. Gene Ontology annotation, molecular function: RNA binding.
AUAUGGGCAUAUGGGCGAACUCCUAGAAGGAAAUAAUGAUCAAAAUUAUCUACAUAUAAUAUUCAUAAAUUGUUACUCCGGUUGUCUUUUUGCCUGCCUGUAAAGUUGCCCUCUCUGCAACACGGGAUGCGUAAAUUCACUGCUUCUACACUUUCAUUCUCGUGUUUCUCUUUCCCCUAACUUCCCAAACCUUUUAUCACUGUCCAUCCAAGUUUCUCGUCAAGGGAAUUUUAGUUGUAGAAUCCGAGGAAACGUCAGAAACAGUACAACAUUUUUUCUGGGGUUGAUUGGAUGAAUUGUUUCCUUCACCAUACUUACAACCAACCAAACGGCUCCUUAUGAUUCCGUCUUCUGCCUCCUUCCACGAUGCUUUCUUGAUUUUAUUUUGUUUCUAGGCUUAUGUCGCAGUGAUUUUAGUGGUUCAGGGCCGUGUGAAUUGAAUUGGUACGUCUCAGCAGAGCCAAAGUAAUAUGGCGAGUCCAAACAGAGCCAGACAAGUUGGUGACACGACCUAUACCAAGAUCUUCGUUGGGGGAUUGGCUUGGGAGACCAAAAGAGACGCUCUGAAACACUAUUUUGGGCAGUUCGGAGAGAUAUUAGAGGCUGUUGUUAUAAACGACAGAAGCAGUGGAAAAUCAAAAGGCUAUGGCUUUGUAAUCUGGCUCUUCUACCCUUUCUUGGCAUAUUGUCCAAGUCUUCUCUCCCUUGCUUCAUUCACGCUCUUUUAUUGUUUGUUUCAGGUGACAUUCAAGAGCCCAGAUUCUGCAACGAGAGCUUGUCAGAAUCCCUAUCCUACGAUUGAUGGGAGGAGAGCUAAUUGUAAUCUUGCAGCUCAUGGUGCCCAAAGAUUCAAUCCAUAUGCAACAGUUGCAGGAAGGGAGAAAUUUAGUACAACUUAUUGGCCUACUGUUUCAGUUCCAUUUCAAGGAAUCUCCUCUUAUUACAAUCAGCACAUACCCCAGCAUGCAAUUCCUUAUCCUCCGUUCAGGUAUCCAGGAUACCCACCCACACAAGAAAUUUACGCGAUGAACUAUUAUAAUCACUAUGGAGGACAGCAGAUUCCAAUUCGUUGGCCUUCAGCGCAUUACCAGCCGUUUUAUGGCGUCGAACAGUUCGUUCCACCAACUUGUUUGAAAAAGGGGCAAUACCCUGAUCCUCCAUCUCAGGAACUGUUCACAGCCGCGGGCUUAUCACAGCCUAUCUCAGCUUCUCCUUCAAUACCCACCACAGGAUUGGUCCCAGGAACGGGAGGAGCAGAAAUCUUGUGCUGAAGCUCCGGAGGAGAUCACGGCAAUGGGGCUGAAAAGUUGGUGUUUUGAACAAGGUAGUAUGGACGGCCCAGAUUUUUCUUGUUAGUUCACCUGGGAUAUUCUUGAGCUUUGACUCAAUUCACAAUCUCAAUUGUUUUAAAAUAAAAAUCAUUAUUUAUAA